GCGGGCGCCGAGGGCCCGGGGUCCGGGAUGUGUCUGCUGCUGGGGGCGUCGGGCGUCGGGAAGACGCUGUUGGUGAAACGCCUGCAGAAGUUGAGCUCCCGGGACGCGAAGGGCGACGUGGGGGCGCCUCCGCCGACCCAGCCCACGGUGGGCACCAACCUGACGGACAUCAUGGUCCAGCGGAGAAUCACCAUCCGGGAGCUGGGCGGGUGCAUGGGCCCCAUCUGGUCCAGUUACUGCGGAAACUGCCGCUGUCUGCUGUUCAUGGUGGACGCCUCCAGCCCCACCCAGCUCUCCGCGGCCUGCGUGCAGCUCCUGGGCCUCCUCUCUGCAGAACAGCUCGCGGACGCGUCCGUCCUGAUCCUGUUCAAUAAGAUCGACCUGCCCUGUUACAUGACCACGGAGGAGAUGAGGUCACUGAUGAGGCUUCCUGACAUCAUCGCCCACGCCAAGCAGAACAUCUCCACAGCAGAGAUCAGCGCCCGGCAAGGCACUGGCCUGGCACAGGUGCUGCAGUGGCUCCAGGACACCCACGGAGCCAGCAGCUGACGGCAGGGGCACAGGGUAGCCCGGGGGAGGGGUAACUGAGGCAGCAGGCCAGACUGCUGACAUCUGGCCUCAGUGUUACUGAGACCGUGCCUGGGGCUGGGCGAGCUCGGCCUGUCCCAGUGCUACCUGUCCCGUCUGAUGCCCUGGCCGGGCCCCCACACGUGCCACCAGGCGGUGUGAGAAGGCGGCAUUCUGUCAACCCGCUGGUGAGUGGUCCCUCGGUGGGCAGAGAGCAGAGGUGGCCUGUGCUCCCAGCAGCUUCUGGCUGCUCACAUCACCACCCUAACUGAGGACCCAGAGCCUCGGAAACAGGCUGUCCCCAUUCAGGACCGAGUGCGAAGUCCGGGCGUUGGCAAGGUUGGCUGCUCCCGAGGCCCUCGGCGAAGCCGUCCCAGGGCAGGCGGCCCCCUCUGCCGUCCUGGCUUCCAGCACUUCAGUGUCCACUCCUUCCCGAGGUCCAUCAGGAGGACGUCCCUUAGCGAAGCCAGGGAUGGCCACACCUGCAGGCACCCAGCAGUGAGCGAGGAGCUCCCCGGCCCGGGGCCAGUUUCCUGAAGCUGCGCCCUUGGCCCGGUAACUGGGGUGCCCACCCCCCACCACACUCCAGAGCACUCGGCUUCAGCACCCAGCUCUGGCUUGAGCGCCAACAGGCCCAGGAGGCGGCCGUGACCACUCAAGUCACCGAGUGCCUGCACCCACGUGGGAGACCCAGUGUCUGGCUCUUGGCUUUUGCCUGGCCCAGCCCUGGCUGUUAUAAGGAUUUAGAAGAUAAACCAGUGGAUGUGA
Molecule: messenger RNA, 1335 nt
Organism: Lepus europaeus (European hare)
Lineage: Eukaryota; Metazoa; Chordata; Mammalia; Lagomorpha; Leporidae
Gene: ARL16
Product: ADP ribosylation factor like GTPase 16
Exons: 5
Coding region: 28-549 (173 amino acids)
Molecular function (GO): GTP binding; GTPase activity
Source: RefSeq, a predicted model, not a curated record